Messenger RNA from Leishmania braziliensis MHOM/BR/75/M2904, 1695 nucleotides. RefSeq names its product putative lmgt2. The record is from RefSeq and is a predicted model, not a curated record. The transcript has a single exon. NCBI's taxonomy places the organism in Eukaryota, Euglenozoa, Kinetoplastea, Trypanosomatida, Trypanosomatidae. The annotation marks the transcript as partial. Gene Ontology annotation, cellular component: membrane. Gene Ontology annotation, biological process: transmembrane transport. Gene Ontology annotation, molecular function: carbohydrate transmembrane transporter activity.
AUGAGCAACAGGUUUCAGGCGAACGACCACCCCUCGGACUCCAUAUCGGAGAAGGAGCCGACCCGCCACGACUUGAAGAAUGCUAUGGAUGACCAGAGCGACGCGCCUCCGUUUCUGUCGGCGAGCAACGCCAAAGUUAUCCUUGUGCAGGCCAUCGGUGCCAGCCUGAACGGCUACUCGAUCGGCUUUGUUGGCGUGUACGCAACGCUGUUUGGCUACAGCACGAACUGCGCGAGCUUCAGCAGCGAGAAGGGCUGCUCGACGGUGCCCAACGCCGACUGCAAGUGGUUUACGGACGCGAGCAGCACUGGAUACUGUGGCUGGACCGAUAUCACGUGCCGCAGAGCGUACACCUACACGGGUCCUGCGGACAUGCCAGCUGCGAUUGCCCAAUGCGAGGCGGACUCGCGGUGCAGGUGGUCAUAUGGUGCCCAGGAGUGCCAGAACCCGGCGGGCUACUUGUCGUCGGAAAGCGGUAUCUUUGCCGGCUCGAUGAUUGCCGGCUGCCUGAUCGGCUCCAUGUUUGCUGGUCCGCUUGCGUCGACGAUCGGUGCGAGGCUCUCGUUCCUGCUCGUUGGUCUCGUGGGUGUUGUGUCUUCCGUGUUGUACCACGUGUCGUGCGCGGAGAACGAGUUUUGGGUGCUGAUUGUCGGCCGCUUUGUGAUUGGUCUGUUCCUGGGCGUGAUCGGUGUUGCGUGCCCUGUGUACACUGAUCAGAACGCGCACCCGAAGUGGAAGCGCACGAUUGGCGUGAUGUUUCAGGUGUUCACGACGCUGGGCAUCUUCGUUGCUGCCGCGAUGGGUCUUGCGCUUGGCCAGAGCAUCUCGUUUGACCAGAACAAGGACCAGAUGGUGAUGGCGCGCAUGCAGGGCCUGUGCGCGUUCUCGACCCUGUUCAGCCUACUGACGAUCCUGCUUGGCAUUGUGAUGAGCGAAUCGCGCGCGCAGUUCGGCGGCGGGGAGGAGGGCGCCAUUGAGCUGGACCCGAACGAGUACGGCUACUUGGAAAUGAUCCCGCGCCUGCUGAUGGGCUGCGUGAUGGCUGGGACGCUGCAGCUGACUGGUAUCAACGCUGUGAUGAACUACGCGCCGACGAUCAUGGGCAGCCUUGGCCUGGCGCCGCUGGUGGGGAAUUUCGUUGUGAUGCUGUGGAACUUCGUGACGACGCUUGCGUCGAUCCCGCUCUCGUACGUGUUCACGAUGCGCCAGCUGUUCCUGUUCGGCUCGAUCUUCACGUCGUGCAUGUGCCUGUUCAUGUGCGGUAUUCCCGUGUACCCUGGCGUCAGCAAGAAGUUGGAGGUCAAGAACGGCGUGGCGAUCACUGGCAUUCUGCUGUUCAUCCUCGGCUUCGAGGUGUGCGUGGGCCCGUGCUACUACGUGCUGACGCAGGACAUGUUCCCGGCAUCGUUCCGUCCGCGCGGUGCGUCGGUAAUACAGGUGGCCCAGUUCAUCUUCAACCUGAUUAUUAACGUGUGCUACCCGAUCGCGACGGAGGGCAUCUCCGGCGGUCCGUCUGGCAACCAGGACAAGGGCCAGGCCGUUGCCUUCAUCUUCUUUGGUUGCCUGGGCAUCAUCUGCUUCGUCAUCCAGGUAUUCUUCCUGCACCCGUGGGACGAGGAGCGUGAUGGCAAGAAGAAGGCGGCGGCUCCGGCUUACGGGAAGAGGGAGGUGAGUGAGUUGUCCGGGGGCAUCACG